Molecule: messenger RNA, 1311 nt
Organism: Candida albicans SC5314
Lineage: Eukaryota; Fungi; Ascomycota; Pichiomycetes; Serinales; Debaryomycetaceae
Gene: STP1
Product: Stp1p
Exons: 1
Coding region: 1-1311 (436 amino acids)
Biological process (GO): regulation of transcription by RNA polymerase II
Cellular component (GO): nucleus
Molecular function (GO): DNA-binding transcription factor activity, RNA polymerase II-specific; RNA polymerase II cis-regulatory region sequence-specific DNA binding
Source: RefSeq, a predicted model, not a curated record
AUGUUGAUACUUUCCAUAGGUUUAAUCCACCACACAUCAAACAAAAGUUUAUACACCAUAUCACCAAAUAAAGGAAAAAGAUAUGAACCUUUUACCACGACGAGUCUUGGCAACUUCCAGUUCCAUGUAGUCAGGUUUUUACACAGAUUGAUUUAUGGGACACAAAGAUAUCAAGAAUUAUUCCCACCAAUACAAAAGAUUAAGAAUAUCAACAAUGUGAAACAGCAAAGGAUUUUCCCUGUGAAUUGUGCAGCAGAUGAUUUGGAUUUAGGCUUUGGUGAAUCAGAUCAAAUUGAGCUUUUUAACCAUCCUUCCAAAGACACUUAUGGCCAAUUUAACUUGAUUCAGUUAAUUGACAUUUUCGACCCACCACAGGUGCAUGCGCCAUCUUCAGCAGAUGAGUUUUUCAAGAGCAACAAGGGCUCUGAACACAUUGAUAUAUUUGAUAUGAUCACCAGACAACCACCGCCAUUCCACCAACACCAAUUAAAUAUCGAAACGCCAUAUUUUGAAGACUUUGCUACACCACUUGUUUUACCCCCACAUGAGGUCUCCUCAGAUGAUGUCGAGUCUUAUUUCUCUGGCUCUGUUUCAACAGUUUCUUCUAUUGAACCAUUAGAUGACGAGUUUGUACCACCACCGCAACCACCAAGAACUCACACAUCAAGAAAAAGAAAACACGAUUCAAUUUCACCACCAGCAUCAUCAGAUUCUUCUUCUUCUUCUUCUUACGUACCACAACUUAUACCAUCAAGCAGUUCUUCAGUUACAUCAAACGGCGAUUCACCUGUAUCUCCUACCACCAAGAGAAAAUACACCAAGAAAAAGCAACCAGUAUUUUCAAAUGUUGACGAACCUAUAGUCAUUACCACUACUACUAAAACAAACAAUAUUGAUGUUAAAAAAAUCACCACAACUAAAAAUGGGACAGUUGAGAAUAGAUUUGAUUGUCCAUCUUGUGAUGCUUCUUUCAAAGUUAAAGGAUACCUCACGAGACAUUUGAAAAAGCAUUCUACGAGUAAGGCAUUUGAAUGUCCAUUUUUCGAUAACCAUGGUGUUCAUGGAAGUAAAUGUCAUCCAACAGGUGGAUUCAGUCGGAGGGACACUUUCAAAGUUCAUUUAAGAGCCCUUCAUUUUAUAUAUCCUGCUGGUGUAAAGGCAAGUCAGAGAAAUAGUUUUAAUGGAAGAUGUGCUGGCUGUUUCCAAUAUUUUGACAACAACUCUGAAUGGUUAGAAAACCAUAUUGAAGCUGGCAAGUGUACGGGAACUGUGCAAUAUAAACAGAAUGUAAGCAAUCUAUUACUAGAUUAA